AUGGCGGUCGUCAAAACAGAACAAGGAAUGCUGAGAGGCAUUAGUUGUAAUACUGAAAAUAGUAGAUUUCAUGCUUUUAAAGGAAUACCAUAUGCGAAACCACCUAUUGGAAAAUUGAGAUUCAAGGCACCACUACCGCCGGAGUCCUGGACAGGUGUCCGGGAUGCCUACGAACAUGGACCAGUAUGCCCACAUUACAACGAACGGCUCGACAAAAUAGAAACGGGAAGCGAAGAUUGCCUCUAUCUUAAUGUCUACACAAAAGCAGUAAACACUAAGAAUCGUUUACCAGUUUUAGUUUGGAUUCAUGGUGGAGCUUUCUACACUGGAUCAGGGAAUUCAGAUUUUUAUGGCCCAGAUUUUUUUAUGGAACAUGAUAUUGUAAUGGUAACUUUCAAUUACCGACUAGAAGUUUUUGGUUUUCUUUGCCUAGAUAAUGAGGAGGUUCCAGGUAACGCAGGCCUCAAAGACCAAGUCGCAGCACUGAAAUGGAUAAAAAAUAAUAUAACUGCAUUUGGAGGAGACCCUGAAAACGUAACAAUUUUUGGAUGUAGUGCCGGAGCAGCCUCUACAUCUUAUCACAUGUUAUCAGAUAUGAGUUCUGGACUCUUCAGCAAAGCAAUUUGUCAAAGCGGUGUAUGUCUUAACGAAUGGAGCUAUAAUAUUUACGCUCGUCAAAGAGCUUUCCAAUUAGGAAAAUUGCUGGGUAAAGACACUGAAGAUGUUAAUGAGUUACUGAAGUUUCUGAGAAAUGUACCUGCUGAAUCUUUGAUCAAUGUUAAGUUACCCGGAGUCAACACCGAUUACCCCGAUAUAAGUGACAGUUUAAUGUUUUCGCCCGUUGUUGAAAAUUCUAAUUUAAAUGUAGAAAAAUUCAUCAGCGAAUGUCCGCCUAUAUUAAUAAAGAAAGGCCAUAUAGCUAAAAUUCCCUUGAUGUUGGGCUAUACAUCAGCAGAUGGCAUUGAAAUUUGCCGUGAUUUUCCGAAAUCUUUAUCUUUUUUAUCAAAAAGGGGUAUUGUUAUACCCAGAGAAAUCAAAUUAAACAUGUCAUUAAAUCAGAUGAAAAUUUUAGAUGAAAAGAUCCGACUAAAAUACUUCGGAAGUACGACCAUUACAGAAAAAAUGCUCGAAGAAUGUGUAAAUUUAACAACUGAUAUUAUUUUUGCUUAUAAUACAAGAAGGUUAGCACGGUACCAUUUUAAAAACACAUCAAUGCCGAUUUAUUUCUAUAAAUUCACAGCAGAAACCGAACGAAACUACAUGAAGAAGAAAUAUAAAAUGGAGCAGGUGCCUGGAGUAUGUCAUGGAGACGAGCAAUUUUACCAAUUUAAUGUUAAAAACAUUGAUAUUCCUUUAACAAUCGAUUCCAAGGCUGUUGUAGAAAAUGUAGUUAAAUUAUGGGUUAAUUUUGCAAGCUAUGGAAAUCCGACACCAGAUUGCGCUGAAGUCGAAUGGAAACCGUUCACAGAACAUGAGAAGAAUUGUUUCAUUAUAGAUAGAUAUUUGAAAUGCACAGUAAACGUCGACGAAGAAAUAAUGCUGUUCUGGGAUGAAAUAUAUAGAGAACAGCGGAUAUAA
Molecule: messenger RNA, 1578 nt
Organism: Pieris macdunnoughi
Lineage: Eukaryota; Metazoa; Arthropoda; Insecta; Lepidoptera; Pieridae
Source: the annotation of a GenBank genome assembly